Molecule: messenger RNA, 891 nt
Organism: Trichosurus vulpecula (common brushtail)
Lineage: Eukaryota; Metazoa; Chordata; Mammalia; Diprotodontia; Phalangeridae
Product: putative monooxygenase p33MONOX
Exons: 1
Coding region: 1-891 (296 amino acids)
Cellular component (GO): cytoplasm
Source: RefSeq, a predicted model, not a curated record
AUGGCGUCAUCCAGAGAGCCAGAUGUGCCUGCUAUUGAGCACAGUACAGGUGGGCUUCUAGGCAAGAUGUCUUUGCCAACUAGAAUGCAUCGAGGGGCAUUCAGUUAUGAUGAUGUCCUGGAGGAUCCCACACCGAUGACUCCACCUUCAACUGACAUGUGCAGUAAGGUUCUGUGGAAAAAGCCAAUCAUCCCAGAUUGGAAGUACCAACAGCUUUCCAAGGUUGAGGAAGGAGAAAAUAGUUUCUCUGUAACCCCCUCAGCUUCCAGUGACCAAAUGAACAAGGCCCCAGUGGUGAAGGUCAUGGCUAUGCACAUCAUCAGGAAUUCUCUAAUUACAAAACAGAACCAAGAGAGCAUCCAGCACUUUAAGCAACAGGCAGGGUUGACAGACAUGGGAUACACUCUCCAUAAAGGCCUCACCACAGAAGAAACCAAGUAUGACCAUGUGCCACAGGUAGUUCAUAAAUUGAAGUUACAAAAUGGAGAAAUGGCAAAAGAAGACAGACUGAUUGCUUCAAUCCAGUCUUCUCCAAGUAGUACACCCCAUUCUUCUCCCAAGCAAAAGCCCAGAGGCUGGUUUACUCAUGGAUCUUCUACCUCCUUACCUGGCCCAGAUGUCAGCAGCAUGGACUCUGGAAAUGGAGAUAGAGACAAAUCCUCAUCUGAAAAAUGGAGCCCUUUUGGACCAAGAACCCUGCAGAAAUCUGACUCGGUUUUCAGUGUCCAGUCCUACAGAGGUACUCAGAAGCUAUCACCAAGGGAGCUCAUUUGGGAUCAGGCCAGUAGAACUGCAGAAGACUCAGCAGCCUUCAAGCCACCUAAGAUGGCCUUUCCAGUGAUGGAAAGAAACAACCUCCAUGAACCCAUAAUAUCAAACCAAGAGACAUGA